UCUUAUAGUCUUUAUCCACCAGACUUUGAUAUUUUAUUACAUUUUUUCGCACAAUUCUUCAUCUUCAGCACCCCAAAUAAUCAUAUAUCAAUACAAUUUUUAUUCAAAAGCUUAGAAGCAUCAACAAUUACAAGAAGACAUCUGCAAGCAACCUCAAUAUCGAAUCACUCACCAUAAACGAAACAACAUGAUGUCGUUCCUCACAGAAACUGCUGCUCGCCGCUUGGCUAUCACAUCCACCAGAGUCGCUGUGGUUCCAGUCCCGCGACACUUCAGCACAAGCAUCGCCGCCCAGAAGACAGUCACAGAGAGCGCCAAGGACACAUUAAAAAGCGUAGAUCGCAAGGUCUCGGACAAGUUGGUCGACGGUAUCAAUGCUGGUGCAAACAUUGCCUCGAAAGUCAAGGGCGAAGUCGACACAGGCAAGGUAAAAGGCUCGGCCGAGGAAAUUCGUGGUCAAGCGAAGGGUAAAGCAGAAGAAUUGAAGGGCGAAGCAAGAGGUGCAGCCCAAGAGGCCGAGGGGAAGGUCAAAGGAAACCUAUAAGAGCUUGUGUCAACUAUAAUGAAGGUCAUGAGGUAUAUUGGGAUGCAUUGGUACUGGUCUGUACGGUAUCGAGGUUAGGUUCGACCUCAACAAAAUGAUAUAUUAAGCAUUUCUAUUUUGAUGAAAGACCGCCUUCAGA
Messenger RNA from Hypoxylon trugodes, 683 nucleotides. RefSeq lists its product as uncharacterized. The transcript has 2 exons. NCBI's taxonomy places the organism in Eukaryota, Fungi, Ascomycota, Sordariomycetes, Xylariales, Hypoxylaceae. The record is from RefSeq and is a predicted model, not a curated record. The coding region runs from base 188 to 544 and encodes 118 amino acids.